Molecule: messenger RNA, 1570 nt
Organism: Salvelinus fontinalis (brook trout)
Lineage: Eukaryota; Metazoa; Chordata; Actinopteri; Salmoniformes; Salmonidae
Gene: aldh8a1
Product: aldehyde dehydrogenase 8 family, member A1
Exons: 8
Coding region: 98-1570 (490 amino acids)
Biological process (GO): retinoic acid metabolic process
Molecular function (GO): retinal dehydrogenase (NAD+) activity
Source: RefSeq, a predicted model, not a curated record
CGCUCGCUACACUGGUAGUAAAGUGGGAGGGACUCCAGGGUCCCGUUAGAAGUGAGAACAUCUGUAGCUGCGAGCCGAGUGUCUCCACAGCCGAGCCAUGUCGAAGACCGCUGACAACCGAAAACACCUCGUUAUUGAGAACUACAUCGGAGGAAAGUUCGUCCCGUGCUCCCAACACAUCGACUCCUACGACCCUUCCACCGGGGAGGUCUACUGCAAAGUGCCCGACAGCGGAAAGGAUGAGGUGGAGGCUGCGGUGCAGGCCGCUAAAGAUGCCUUCCCUGAUUGGUCAGCCCGUAGCCCAGCUGAGAGAGGUCAGGUGAUGAAUAAACUGGCUGACCUGAUGGAAGCUCAGCUGGAAGAGUUCGCCCAAGCAGAGUCACGGGACCAAGGUAAAACCGUAAUGUUUGCCCGUACGGUGGACGUCCCGCGGGCGGUGUAUAACUUCCGGUUCUUUGCCUCUUCUGUUCUCCACCACACCACCGACUGCUCUACGAUGGACCACCUGGGCUGUGUCAACUACACUGUCCGUAGUCCUGUGGGAGUGGCUGGUCUGAUCAGUCCCUGGAACCUGCCUCUAUACCUGCUCACCUGGAAGAUCGCUCCGGCUGUUGCUACGGGCAACACGGUGGUUGCUAAGCCCAGCGAGAUGACCUCGGUAACCGCCUGGAUGAUGUGCAAACUACUGGAGGAGGCCGGUUUUCCUCCGGGUGUGGUCAACAUUGUGUUCGGCACCGGCCCGCGGGCGGGCGAUGCUCUCGUGGGCCACCCUGACGUCCCAUUGGUCAGUUUCACGGGCUCCACGGCGACGGCCCAGCGGAUCACGGAGCGCUCCGCCCCGUUCUGUAAGAAGUUGAGCCUGGAGCUGGGAGGGAAGAACCCCGCCAUCGUCUUCUCAGACGCUGACCUAGACCAAGCUGUCACCACCACCGUACGAUCCUCCUUCUCCAAUCAGGGUGAGAUCUGUCUAUGCACCAGUAGGAUCUACGUAGAGAGGAGUAUUUACCCAGAGUUCCUGAAGAGGUUUGUGGCGGCCGCGCGGGAAUGGAAGACUGGCUCUCCCUCCGACCCUGACAACAAUAACGGAGCUCUGGUCAGCAGAGAACACCUGGAGAAGGUGCGUAGCUUCGUGACCUUGGCUCGGUCGGAGGGUGCCACGGUGCUGUGUGGGGAGGGCGAGGACCGUCUGGUGCUCCCGGAACGUAACACAGGCGGCUACUUCAUGCGUCCCACCGUCAUCGCCGGCGUAGCUGAGUCGUCCCGUGUGAUGCAGGACGAGAUUUUCGGCCCCGUCGUCUGCGUCAACCCCUUCGAUGGUGAAGACGAGGCUGUCGCUAAGGGCAACGGGGUACGCUAUGGCCUGGCGGCGACUGUGUGGACGCGUGAUGUCGGGCGAGUGCACCGGGUGGCGAGGAGGUUAGAGGCGGGGCUUGUCUGGACCAACUGUUGGCUGGUCAGAGACUUGAACCUACCGUUCGGAGGCAUGAAGAACUCAGGGGUGGGGAGGGAGGGAGGGAGGGAUAGCUAUCACUUCUUUACCGAGGUGAAGACCAUCACUGUUAAACACUGA